Molecule: messenger RNA, 1838 nt
Organism: Phragmites australis (common reed)
Lineage: Eukaryota; Viridiplantae; Streptophyta; Magnoliopsida; Poales; Poaceae
Exons: 7
Coding region: 465-1514 (349 amino acids)
Source: RefSeq, a predicted model, not a curated record
GAUUACCGAUUACCUGAUCAAAUAUUGAAGAGCCAAAUCCAACCCAGACAGAAAAAUUCAACAUGUAGUCGCGUCAUCUGAACUUCCGAAGGGGUCUCCAAUCAAGCGCUUAACGAUCCCCGACCAACGCUGGAGCACAUCACAAACCCCCGUCCCCCAAGACCCCAACCGUGGAGACCCAGAGGAAACCCCCGUCCCCCAACCGUGCAGACCGCUCGGCCAUAGACCUCCGCCGCCCCUCGAUUCGCCGCCAGCCGCCAGCCACCAGCUGCAUCGACAUCUCAGCCUCGCCGUUUUGGAGCCCGACGAGCUGCAAAUUCACUGUCCGCGACACAGGAAACCCAAGCGCCCGUCGCCCCCAACCGUGCCUUCCACGCGGCCAAAAAAACCCGCCGCCUCUCUCUCUCUCGGCUCUCGGCCCGCUGGCCCGCACCGCACCGCUCGGCGCCGCGAUACACGAUCGCAUGGCCUGCGCCAGCUCCGCGCGGAAGGUAUCGGCGGUGCUCUACCACUACCCGUGCCCGGACGGCGCUUUCGCCGCGCUCGCCGCCCACCUCUACUUCUCCGCCGCCGCCCGCCCCGUCCGCUUCUUCCCCAACACCGUCUACGACCCCAUCAGGAGCGAUGCACUUCCGUUUGAUGAAAUUAAAGAUGUUUACCUUCUCGAUUUUGCGGGGCCUCCUGGUUUUGUUGAUGACAUAGCGCCGAAGGUUGAGAGUGUAACAAUCUUAGACCAUCAUAAGACUGCUUUAGAAAGUUUGUGUGGGAAUGCCAAACUUGGGCAAAAUGUGAUCAAGGUCAUAGACAUGCAGCGUAGUGGUGCAACAAUUGCAUUUGACUUCUUUAGAAGCAAGCUCCUGAUGGAAGCUAGCACCUUACAGAGUAAUGUAAGUGGUAAGGAUGCAGCUGAAGUCAAAUAUGUACCCGACAACAAGGUUGAAAUGGUACAUAAGCUUUUCAAGUUUAUUGAGGAUGGGGAUUUAUGGAGGUGGAAAAUUCCAAAUAGCAAGGCCUUCAGCAGUGGGCUUAAAGAUUUGGACAUUGAAUUCAAUGUCAACGCAAACUGUAAAUUAUUUGAUCAGUUAUUGGAGUUGGAUCCUGAGCGUGUCAUUUCGCGAGGACAAGUGACUCUGUUAGAGAAGCAAAGAUUAAUAGAUGGUUGUCUGGAGAAGUCCUAUGAAAUUACACUGGGAUGUGGCCAGUUUGGGAAUUGUCUGGCUGUCGAUGCUGACGCUAUUUCAAAUUUGAGAAGCGAACUUGGAAAUCAACUAGCUAGCAAGAGCCGUAAUAUGAAUCUUAGAGGUAUUGGGGCUGUUGUAUAUAAAGUCCCUGAGCUGAAUAAUGACCAGAUGCUGAAAAUAAGCCUGAGAAGUUUAGAACAAGAAGACACCACUUCUAUCUCUCAGGAAUAUGGUGGCGGAGGACAUCGGAAUGCUAGCUCGUUUAUGCUGAGCGUUGCUGAGUUUGAGAGGUGGAAGGUUGGAGCUGAACCUUCUAGCACAAAAGGUGCUUAAUCAUCUUGCUGUCUUAAUAUUCGUAAAGAAGGAAGUACAGAAGUGAAAAUCCCCAGCGUAAGGCGGUAAGGGUGUGGGGCAUCAUGAGGAUAUCAUCAUUCAAAGGAGACCAAAGAAGACAUGUCCGGAGACUUAGCAGAAUUAUGCUGUCUUGCCAUGUCUUACUGUUGAUGCUUGUGAAGAGCCUGUGCUGUGGACACUUGCUUUACAUCGCUAAAAUCAUUAGUUUAAAAUCUACAAGCUGAAACAAAUAGGCUUUAGUCUGGUUCGAUGGCUUGGGCAUUUGUGAGAAAUGUUAGAUUAUUAUCAACCAUUUUUCCUUUA